AUGGCGAUUAUCAACUCGAGCCGUUCAGAUAUGCCACGACAAGAGUCACUUCCAUCGUCAUUAAUACAACUCUACAAAUCUCGGUCAACAACUUCUCUCCCAUCAAGGCUUACUGUCAGAUCCCCUGGUUCACCAUCUCGUUCAUUCCACAUUCCAAAUUCCCCACUCAGCGUAUAUAAUAUUCCUGAAAAUGAUAUCGAAAAUAUAGAAUCCAGUUCUUUUCAAGCGUCACGAAUAAAUGAGAAUGAUGACAACAAAAUCCAUCAUCAUGAAAAACCCACAUUAAUUUUCCGGAGACGACACACUCACCGUCAUUCCGUAGGCCCAAUUGAACUUAAAGAUUCGUCUUGUGCUUUCGAAUGCUGUGGAAAAUCUUUAGUCGAUAGUUUGAAUCAACUUUCUCAAGGAAAUAUUUAUACCAUUGUCAAGUGUACAAAACAUAAUGAUGAUAGGUCGGAAAAAAAGACAACACAAUGGGGAUUUUUUAAGAAGCUUUCUAGUACAUUUAAAAAAUUGAAAGGAGGCAAGAAAGAAAAGGUGAUUUGUGGAACUGGUAAAUAUUCAGAAACCAUAACGGUUAAGAGAAUAAAAGAUGGAAAGAAGAUGGUUGUAAAACGCGUUGAUAAGGAAAAAUUAACACCAAUGGAGUAUUUCACAAAUGCUCACGAGACUAGUUGCACAUGUAGAUCAUGUCGAGGACUUUUGCAAACCGAAUCAACACAACUUAUACGACGCACACGAUCCACUCUUACAUUGUCCGCACACAUAAAACCUCGAUCAAAUUCAGUAUCAUCCGAUCCAUCUCCUAUACAGAAAAAAGAUAUUAACUUUGCAUACAGAUCGGCAUCAUUACCAAUUUCAACUUCACCCAUAUCUGAAAAUGGUAUUGUGCAAGAUGUUCGUGAGUUGGCAAAUUCACCUAGGACAUCAGUCAUAAACUAUAACAACCCCCCAAAUACAUCCAAUCCGCAAACUUCCAUAUUGAUAGGUCAAAGAGGAGAGUCUUCAAAUUCACUAUCAAUUUCAACUUUAUCAUCACCUUCAUUACAAGGGGUGCCAUUGGAACUUAAACUUUUAUCAGUGCAUAGUACGGACGGUUUACCAAAACUUGUAACAUAUUUUAGUGAUGAGAGGUAUUAUUAUUAUAUUACAAAAUUGCAUGGCGUUAAACAACGCAAAUGGAAGAAACCAAGAAGUUGGCAUUUAAAAAAGUAUUGUGAUGUUUAUUGGGACGAAUAUGUUUUAUGUUGA
Molecule: messenger RNA, 1251 nt
Organism: Dentiscutata erythropus
Lineage: Eukaryota; Fungi; Glomeromycota; Glomeromycetes; Diversisporales; Gigasporaceae
Source: the annotation of a GenBank genome assembly